AAAAAACCAAUAAAUUUUGAUUCUGCUGUUGUUUGUUCAUUGCAUUUUACAAAUGAUAAUUAUCUGGACAUUGAAGAACCAUUUGAUCAAAUAGAGGGAGAAUGCGUAGAAUUUGUGGCAGGUUAUGUAGCUAAUCGGUUCUCAAAUAAAUAUCCAGAUUUGAUAGAUUUAGUUGCAGGAGAAAAAAAGUGUUGGACUAAUCAUAUAUCAAGAGGCCAAUUAAAAAUUCCAUCAGACAACCUUCUCAGGCAGUAAAACUAUCUUUUCAUAUUUCUGCUGAUUUUCACAUAUUAUCAGACAUCCCACAAGGAUCACACUUAGGACCACUACCAUUAAUAUGCAUAUUCGGCGAUAAAAAAGGUAUUCCAAUAUACGCAGCAAAACGUUUACAACGAUGGGCAUAUGGUUUAUCAUCAUUUAACUUUGAUAAUAAGUACAUUAAUUCGGACAAAAAUUAAGCUGAUUUUCAUUCGACAAUUAAAAUCGAUUAUAAUAAUAGCAAUCACGAGAACGAUAACGAUAAUUAAAAUUUUAUUCAUGAAAAUUCAUGAAAAUGAAAAUUUUAUAAGGAAAGAGGUGUUACGUAUCUAUAAAUAUUAAAUAAAUUAG
Daktulosphaira vitifoliae (grape phylloxera) is the source of this 609-nucleotide messenger RNA. RefSeq lists its product as uncharacterized. The annotation marks the transcript as partial. NCBI's taxonomy places the organism in Eukaryota, Metazoa, Arthropoda, Insecta, Hemiptera, Phylloxeridae. The transcript is spliced from 3 exons. The record is from RefSeq and is a predicted model, not a curated record.